Molecule: messenger RNA, 3713 nt
Organism: Myotis brandtii (Brandt's bat)
Lineage: Eukaryota; Metazoa; Chordata; Mammalia; Chiroptera; Vespertilionidae
Gene: NEDD1
Product: neural precursor cell expressed, developmentally down-regulated 1
Exons: 14
Coding region: 387-2093 (568 amino acids)
Biological process (GO): microtubule nucleation; mitotic cell cycle
Cellular component (GO): pericentriolar material; centriole; ciliary basal body
Molecular function (GO): gamma-tubulin binding
Source: RefSeq, a predicted model, not a curated record
GCAUUAGAGAAAAAUAGCAUUACUUAGUAAGAUGUAUUAUUUUUGGUUUAUUGUAUUCCAGGGAGUUUUAGUAACCGUUGGCAUUUACUGACAAACCAUUUAAUGGUCUGUGAAUAAAACUGUUGUGACUAUGAAGAGGUAUCGUAUGACUUGGAAACUGGUCUUAUUUCUGUGUGGUUUUCCUGUGCAGUAGAUGUGCACUGAGAGCCUUCAUCUAAUCUUAUUCCUAAUGAAGCUUUGAUCCCUUCCAUGGAGAUAACUUCCUAGUGACAGCAUCUUCCAGUGGCGACAAAAUUGUUGUUUCAAGUUGCAAAUGUAAACCUGUUCCACUUUUAGAGCUUGGUGAAGGGCAAAAGCAGACAUGUGUCAGUUUAAAUUCCACAUCUAUGUAUUUGGUAAGCGGAGGCCUGAAUAACACUGUUAAUAUUUGGGAUUUAAAAUCAAAAAGAGUUCAUCGAUCUCUUAAGGAUCAUAAAGAUGAAGUAACUUGUGUAACAUAUAAUUGGAAUGAUUGCUACGUUGCUUCUGGAUCUCUCAGUGGUGAAAUUAUUUUGCACAGUGUAACCACUAAUAUUUCUACUACUCCUUUUGGUCAUGGUAGUAGCCAGCCUAUUCGGCACUUGAAGUACUCCUUAUUUAAGAAAUCGCUGCUGGGCAGUGUUUCGGAUAACGGAGUAGUAACUCUUUGGGAUGUGAAUAGUCAGAGUCCUCACCAUAACUUUGAUAGUACUCAUAAAGCUCCAGCUUCAGGCAUCUGCUUUUCUCCUGUCAAUGAAUUGUUGUUUGUAACCAUAGGCUUGGAUAAAAGAAUCAUUCUCUAUGACACUUCAAGUAAGAAGCUAGUGAAAACUUUAGUGGCUGACACUCCUCUAACUGCAGUAGAUUUCAUGCCUGAUGGUGCCACUUUGGCUAUUGGAUCCUCCCGUGGGAAAAUAUAUCAGUAUGAUUUAAGGAUGUUGAAAUCACCAGUUAAAACCAUCAGUGCUCAUAAGACAUCUGUGCAAUGUAUAGUAUUUCAGUACUCCACUGCUCUUUCUAAGUCAGGUUUAAAUAAAGACUCUUCAAGUAAGGCCUCAGCUGUGAACAAACGGACUGUUCCUGUGAGUGCCACCAGUGGGGGAGCUCAGAGUUCUGGAACUGUCAGAGAAGCCACUGCCACGGCCACGGUUCUGCCACAGCCCAUGACAACAGCCGUGGGGAAAGGCACAGUUGCUGCCCAAGACAAAGCAGGUUUGUCUCGAAGCAUCAACACAGAUAUUUUAUCUAAGGAAACAGACAGUGGGAAAAAUCAGGAUUUCUCCAGUCUUGAUGAUACUAGAACAAGUAGUUUGGGGGACAUGUUCUCACCUAUCAGAGAUGAUGUUGUGGCUAACAAGGGAGGUGAUGAGUCCAUAGGCAAAGGAGAUGGCCUUGACUUUUUAACACAAUUGAACUCAGUGUUUCCUCCAAGAAAAAAUCAAGGAGCUUCAGGCACUUCAGUAUUGCAUUCUAGUCCCUUUAAUGUCUUUAUGGGAUCUCCCGGGAAAGAAGAAAAUGAACAUUGUGAUCCGACAGCUGAACCUAAGAAAACGUAUCUGGGAAAACAGGAAUCUAAAGACUCCUUCAAACAGUUUGCAAAGUUGAUCUCCGGUGCUGAUACUGGAAGUCUAAAUACCUCUCCAUCAUCUAACCAAACAAGAAGUCCUGAGAAAUGUGAAAAGCCAGAAAAAGAAAAGGAAGCCCGGUUACUGUAUGAACCCACAAUCAAUGGAUCCUCAGCUCCAAAUCCAAAGUUAGCAUCCUCUGUCACUGCUGGAGUUGCCAGUUCACUGUCAGAAAAAAUAGCUGAUACCAUUGGAAAUAAUCGGCCAAAUGCCCCAUUGACAUCUGUUCAAAUCCGUUUUAUUCAGAACAUGAUACAGGAAACAUUGGAUGACUUCAGAGAAGCAUGUCAUAGGGAUAUUGUGAAUUUGCAAGUGGAGAUGAUUAAACAGUUUCACAUGCAGUUGAAUGAAAUGCACUCUUUAUUGGAAAGAUACUCAGUAAAUGAAGGUUUAGUGGCUGAAAUUGAAAGACUACGAGAAGAAAACAAAAGACUGCGAGCCCACUUUUGAAAUUACACUGAAUACCUUAAUGUUUUUUAAUUUGGGAAGUUUUUGGCAACACAGAACUACAUGGAAUCAGUGUUGUUUUUAUGGCCUCUGGGAAAAAUUUUCAAGUAAAAAGGUGAUGGGAUUUUACACCAACCACUAUUUCAUUCUCUCUGACUGUCGAAAAUAUUUAUAUUUUUAUAUUAAAAGCUGUACAAUGUAUAAUUUGCCUAUAGGAAAGUCAGUAGGAUCUUUAUUUUUCUGAAAGCUUUAGAUAGACACUAAGUGCCCUUUUUCAUAAGACAAUUGUGCAAAAAAAUAGGUUAUGGGUGUUUUAAAAUCACCUUUUUUAACAUAUAUUUUUUGAUUAACAUUUGCCUUUCCAAUUUUUUUGGAUGUUUUUGGGAUUAAAGAGUUUGAUAUGCAUUCUAUUUUUAUGGAAAAAGUAAUUUUAAAAUGGCAAUUGGUGUUUCUAAGCAAUUACCUAAUAAAACACAAGGUUGGUUACUAAUUAUUUUGUUAACUUAAUGAAGUCAAGUAUGACUACUAUUUAUUAUUUUUACAUUUGAUAUGACAAUUUGUUGGAAUUUUGAAUUGCACAAAUUAUCUUUUAUCUAUUGCGUUUAUGUUAUUGGAUUGUACUUCUAACAAAUCUCUAUUCUGGGUUGUUUUUUUUUUUGUUUUUUGAUGUGUUUUUUUGUUUUUGUUUUUUGUAUUUUUUUAGCAAACUUAGCAGACUUCACUUUACCUAUGAAAACUUGUAAGGAUUUGAAAGAUUUGACCAGAGCUGCAUAUUUACUAAUUAUCUCAUGAAUUAGUAAUAAGCAAAAUUAUACUACAAAGUUUUAAUGAACAUGAUUCAACUGAUAAUCAGUGAAAAUUUCAUAGUAGAUACUAAAUAUUACUGUAUUAUUGCAGUUCAUUUUCUCCCAAAUGAGAAGCGUGGAUGUCUUUUUGUGGUUUAUAUCAUUAACUUUCUCUAAUCCUUUGUGUGCCGUAUUUAACAUUUUUAUAUUAUUGACCUUAACAUCAAAUUUAGAAAGGGUAAUUGUCAAAAGGAUUUAUACCUCUUUGACAAUAGAUGGAUGUGUACAUCUACCUGUUGUGAUCUGGAGUUUUAAUCAUAUAAGAUUAGGCAGGUUAUUGGUUUGUUUACCUUCUUGUAGUCUCUUGUCCCAAAGACUUAAACUAUGUACCUUUUAUAUAUUACUCCUGUCCAAUUUUGACUUUUGAGAUGAAAAUACUAAAAUAAAAAAGAAAUUGAGUUAGCUUACUAACUUUAUGAUUUUCCAAAGCAAUGGAAAUUUUUAAGGAUAUUUUUUAAUAAGUAUAAACAUACUAAUAACUACUUCAAGGAAUAAAAACAGAAAUACUACUUUUUCCUAUUGUGUCUCAGAGAAUACAUUUGUAUUGAAGCAUAAAAGGGUGCUACUGUGAUCUUUUUUCCUGGCAGAUUAUGAAAGCAUUAUGACUUGUAACAAGUUUCCUUAUAUACCAUUAUCAAGCAGACUUAGAAAACAAAAGUGUGUUUUGCCUAUAUGCUUUAUUUAAAUUCAUUAAUAUUUUUCCUGUUGUCUUUUUCUGUACAUGCACUUGAUGUUUAUUGAAAGAAGAGGGAUAAAUAAAACAAUUUUAGUAACUUUA